AUGCCUGAAAUCAAAUCGCCUUUUGUUACGAAGCAGGAACUACAAGAGAGGACUUCAAAGACACUUGCAAUUCCAAACCCCGAUCCAAGCAGUGCCACUAAGAACAAAAGCUACUGGAUUCAGGGUAUCGUGAAGAAUUGCACGCAAUUCGAUAUUCAAGUACGCCCGCCGGCCUAUUUCUAUACGGGAAGAUAUGAGACCUGGCCAACUGGGGUUGGUGCCUGGUCUGUUGGACAGUUCACCGGCGUGAACAGUGAUGAGUCGAUCGCAGGAGUCACUGGAGGCAAUGCAUGGGAUCUUCACCUUGAACAAGGCAUUGUCUUCAAUCUGGCUUUUUUCUACGGGGCGGACACGGAUGGCAACGAGAUGACGAUCAUAUUCGAAGUCCAGUGCAGUGGUGGACAGCGACCAGUCUACACCAUCAACCGGGUACCUGGUUGA
This is a messenger RNA of Clonostachys rhizophaga, 441 nucleotides long. The record is from the annotation of a GenBank genome assembly. NCBI's taxonomy places the organism in Eukaryota, Fungi, Ascomycota, Sordariomycetes, Hypocreales, Bionectriaceae.